Messenger RNA from Papaver somniferum (opium poppy), 1393 nucleotides. RefSeq names its product PHD finger protein ALFIN-LIKE 7-like. Gene Ontology annotation, cellular component: nucleus. The transcript is spliced from 4 exons. The record is from RefSeq and is a predicted model, not a curated record. Bases 159 to 965 code for a protein of 268 amino acids. NCBI's taxonomy places the organism in Eukaryota, Viridiplantae, Streptophyta, Magnoliopsida, Ranunculales, Papaveraceae. Gene Ontology annotation, biological process: regulation of DNA-templated transcription. Gene Ontology annotation, molecular function: histone binding; transcription coregulator activity; transcription cis-regulatory region binding.
AUAAUAAAACCCAAACAAAAAGAAAACCAAAAUUACUUCAAAACAAAGUUAUGUUUUAUUUUUACUGUCAUCUUCUCUGUUUUUGUUGAUUAAUUUCGCCCCAAAUUUAUAAAACCCUAUUUUUUUUUUUUAUCAAAUCGAUUUGUUUCUUUUUGGAUAUGGAAGGAGGAGCAUCAUCAUCAUCAGGGUUUCCGUUUCCAAGAACUAUUGAGGAGGUUUUUAAAGACUUUAAAGGAAGGCGUCAAGCCUUACUCAAAGCUCUUACAUCUGAUGUUGAUGAAUUUUAUGCCCAGUGUGAUCCUGAGAAGGAGAAUUUGUGUUUAUUUGGGCAUAGGAAUGAGACAUGGCAAGUGAAUAUGCCAGUUGAAGAAGUACCUCCUGAGAUACCAGAGCCAGCAUUGGGGAUUAAUUUUGCUAGAGAUGGGAUGCAAUCCAAGGAUUGGAUAUCAUUGGUUGCUGUUCAUAGUGAUGCUUGGUUAAUGGCUGUUGCUUUCUAUUUUGGUGCGAGAUUCGGGUUUGACAAAAAUGAUCGGAAGAAGCUCUUCAAGAUGAUAAAUGAUCUUCCCUCCUUAUUUGAAGUUGUGACUGAAAUUGCUAAAAGGCAAGCAAGUGAAAAAACAACAGCCACACCCCAUGGUAGCAACAGAAACAAACCAAGUGGGAUAAUGCAACAGCGUCAACCAGAACCCCAGACAAAGGGGUUGCUGAAAAUGCCACCACCACAAGAGGAACAAGAAGAAGAGGAGGAAGAUAGUGGUGGUGAAGCAGGCGAGGAUGAUGAGCAAGGGGCCACUUGUGGAGCCUGUGGGGAUAGCUAUGCAAGUGAUGAAUUCUGGAUCUGCUGUGAUGUUUGCGAGAAAUGGUUUCAUGGUGAGUGUGUGAAAAUCACACCUGCAAAAGCUGAGAGCAUCAAACACUACAAGUGUCCAGCCUGCAGCAGCAACAAGAGGUUAAAACAUGGAUAGGUAUUUAAGUGGUGCAAGUGUAAGAGGAAUACCAUAAAUGUUACUAGCAAUAGCUGUGUAUCAAAAGAACGAUAGAAGCAAUAGAUCUGAAAAGUUCGAGGUGGAAAAGGGUCCAGCUGCUCAUAGUCAUAUAAAAUUAUGACUAAAAAUGAAUAGGUUGGUUUUAUAUGGGUUGUGUUCUUGUGAACACGUUGUUUGGACUAACUUCCGGGACUAUACGUUUUUUCCCGUGCAGGUCCAGUAUUUUUGAUAACUGAACUGUUGUUUUAAGUGUUGCAGCAGCUAAAUUGAAAACCGGGCUUCUGUCUUUUUCUUUUUAGAUCUUGUUAAUCCUCUCGGGAAAAAUCUAAUUCUCAUAGUGCUUGCUUUUCGAACUUGCAGGAUUGUAUCAGUUCUCAUAAAGGGCAUUUCCUUUUUUCAUUUUUCCA